Molecule: messenger RNA, 297 nt
Organism: Odobenus rosmarus divergens (Pacific walrus)
Lineage: Eukaryota; Metazoa; Chordata; Mammalia; Carnivora; Odobenidae
Gene: CSTA
Product: cystatin A (stefin A)
Exons: 3
Coding region: 1-297 (98 amino acids)
Cellular component (GO): cytosol
Molecular function (GO): cysteine-type endopeptidase inhibitor activity
Source: RefSeq, a predicted model, not a curated record
AUGAUACCUGGAGGCUUAACUGAAGCCAAACCUGCCACUCCAGAAAUCCAGGAGAUUGCUAAGGAGGUUAAACCUCAGCUUGAAGAAAAAACAAAUGAGAGUUACCAAGAGUUUGAAGCUGUAGAGUAUAAAACUCAAGUGGUUGCUGGAAUAAAUUACUACAUUAAGGUGCGAGUAGGUGAUAAUAGUUAUAUUCACAUGAAAGUAUUCAAAGGCCUUCCUCAACAAAAUCCAACUUUGACACUUACUGGUUACCAGACUGACAAAAGCAAGGACGAUGAGAUCACAGGCUUUUAG